AUGGCUCUGUUCAUGGACUCAGAUUUCUCUCCACUGAAGCAGAACCAGCAGAAAGACAUGAUGGAUUUUAGAGCGUUAUUCGGAGAACAGGACCAUUGUAAAGAUGCGCGGAGUGAGAGCGCCGUGUCCUCCCCGGAGCCGGACCGAGCCGCGGGUCUGACGGAGGGUCAGAGGAAGAGGAAGAGGACCAUCUUCAGCCGGGCCCAGCUGUCGGAGCUGGAGCAGGCCUUCGCUGUGACUCCCUACCCGGACAUCACUCUGAGGGAGAGGCUGGCCGCGCACACUCACCUGCCAGAGAGCAAGAUCCAGGUGUGGUUCCAGAACAGAAGAGCCAGGAGUAUCAAGACUGGCAGACUCCCCAAGUCCACCAAGCCUGUCCUGGGAGUUAGAGGACCUGUGGAGUCCUGCUCUGGACCCAUGACCUCCGCUUUCCCCACCCCAACCACCCUGCAGGACAUAUUCAGGCAGGAGCAGAACCACCACUCCGAGGACGUCCCGCAAAUUUACUCCGACUGGAUCCAAAUCUACAGCAACCCUGUGUCAUCUCCACCGUCCUCCUCGUCGCUCCACCACCAGCAGCCCCCUCUGGGCACCUGCUCAAAACCCUCAGAGUCUCGACCCUGGGAGGAGGAGCAUCACCGGCAGCAGCACCUGGGACCGGCGCUCCCUGGUUUUCUUCCUAGCUCCUUUCCCCAGCCCAUGACCAGGCCGCCUCACCACCACCCGGGCUCGUCCCGCUCCUACCAGGCUUUCAGGAACUUCAAGCCCCAGAGUUUGGUUCCAUCCGGGGCUCAUCAGGCCGUGUACGGAGGCGGCACCGGGGGCGGAGGCGUGCACGCCUCUGUGGACCAAGUAGUCCCCUCUCACCCUCAGCCGGUGUACUGGGAGGUAACUCAGGGCCAAGGACAUCACCACCACCACCAUCAUCACCACCCACAAAUGGGACCACAGACCUCCAUGGGGUACAUCUCAGACCUGAUCUACAACGCCGCCAUCGUCACCAACUUUCUCGAAUUCUGA
Molecule: messenger RNA, 1020 nt
Organism: Seriola dumerili (greater amberjack)
Lineage: Eukaryota; Metazoa; Chordata; Actinopteri; Carangiformes; Carangidae
Gene: sebox
Product: SEBOX homeobox
Exons: 3
Coding region: 1-1020 (339 amino acids)
Molecular function (GO): DNA binding
Source: RefSeq, a predicted model, not a curated record